Kazachstania africana CBS 2517 is the source of this 3036-nucleotide messenger RNA. It is a transcript of the gene STE23, whose product is annotated as metalloendopeptidase. The coding region runs from base 1 to 3036 and encodes 1011 amino acids. The transcript has a single exon. Gene Ontology annotation, molecular function: metalloendopeptidase activity; metal ion binding. Gene Ontology annotation, biological process: peptide catabolic process. NCBI's taxonomy places the organism in Eukaryota, Fungi, Ascomycota, Saccharomycetes, Saccharomycetales, Saccharomycetaceae. The record is from RefSeq and is a predicted model, not a curated record. Gene Ontology annotation, cellular component: cytosol; mitochondrion.
AUGAGCAUUGCUUUAAUCUCUUCUGCAAUUAGACACAACUUAAUAGCAUCCACUACAAGAGUCAUUCUACCCGCAACCUUAUCAAUCUUAGUCAGAAGAAUUCCACACAAAUUAUAUUCUACAAAUAUGCAUCAUUCAUACAAAGAUUUCAAACUGAAUUUCAUUAAACCUGAUUUAGAUGAUAGAUCCUACCGUUUCAUUAAAUUACCAAAUAACUUAAAAGCGUUAGUAAUCCAAGAUCCCACUGCUGAUAAGGCAGCAGCUGCAUUAGAUGUUAAUAUAGGUGCUUUUGAAGAUCCAGAACAUUUACCGGGUUUGGCCCACUUUUGUGAACAUUUAUUAUUCAUGGGUUCAGAGAAAUUUCCUGAUGAAAAUGAGUAUUCAAGUUUCUUAAGUAAGCAUGGUGGUUCUUCUAACGCUUACACAAGUUCCUUAAACACAAAUUACUAUUUCGAAGUUAAUCAUGAACAUCUUUAUAACGCCUUAGACAGAUUUUCAGGUUUUUUCACUUGUCCAUUAUUUAAUAAAGGCUCAACUGACAAAGAAAUUAGCGCUGUAGAUAGUGAAAAUAAAAAAAAUUUACAAAAUGAUGUUUGGAGAAUCUAUCAAUUGGAUAAAUCAUUAUCUAAUUUACAACAUCCUUAUCAUAAAUUUUCCACUGGUAAUCUGAUAACUUUAGGUGAAAAUCCCAAGUCAUUGAAUCUAAAUAUAAGAGAUGAAUUAUUAAAAUUUUACUAUCAUUCUUAUUCAGCAAAUUUAAUGAAGCUUUGUAUAAUCGGUAGAGAGGAUUUGGAUACCCUAUCGAACUGGGCGUACAAACUUUUCAAAGAUGUAAGGAAUACAAAUCGUGCAUUACCUGAAUACAGUUCCAAAAUUUUGAAUGAAACCCAUUUACAGAAAAUUAUCCAAGUUAAACCUGUCAAAGAAUUAAGAAAACUUGAAAUUUCCUUUAUGGUUCCCGACAUGGAUAGACAUUGGCAAUCAAAACCACCACACCUAUUAAGCCAUCUUAUUGGUCAUGAAGGCUCAGGCUCUCUGUUGGCUUACCUUAAGGCAAAAGGAUGGGCUAAUGAACUAUCAGCAGGAGGUCAUACAGUUUCUAAGGAUAACGCAUUUUUCUCAAUUGACGUCGAGCUAACUAAAGAUGGGUUAGAAAGCUAUAAAGAAGUCGUCCAUUCAAUCUUCCAAUACAUCGAAAUGUUGAGAAAUUCGUUACCACAAGAUUGGAUCUUUGUUGAACUUCAAAAUAUUUCCAGGGCAAAUUUCAAAUUCAAACAAAAGGGUAACCCAGCAAGUACCGUUUCAGCUUUAGCAAGAUUGUUAGAAAAGGAAUACAUUCCUGUAGAAAAUAUUUUAAGCACAAAUGUUUUCACGAAAGAUGAACCUCAAACUUUAAUGAACUACGUUCAAUCUUUAACUCUAGAAAAUUCCCGUAUAACGUUAAUCUCUCAAGAUUUAGAGACUGAUUCAAAUGAAAAAUGGUAUAAAACAGACUAUAAAGUCAUCAAUUACCCAGAAGAUAUGAGAAAGAAAUGCAAGAGCCCUGGUUUAAAUACUCAAUUGCGUUUACCAAGACCAAACGAAUUUGUUGCCAAUAACUUCUUAGUUGAUAAAUUAGAAAGUGUUACUCCAUCAGAAGAACCGCUUUUACUCAAAGAUACUAAGCUGAGUAAGCUAUGGUUUAAAAAAGAUGACAGAUUUUGGCAACCAAGAGGCUACAUAUAUGUCUCUCUAAAAUUACCCCAUACUCACGCAAGUGUACUAAACAGUAUGUUAUCUACUAUUUAUGUUCAGUUGGCUAAUGAUUUCUUAAAGGACCUACAAUACGAUGCUUCCUGUGCUAAUCUGAACCUGUCAUUUGUCAAGACUAAUCAAGGCCUAGACAUCACAUUAUCUGGUUUUAAUGAUAAAUUAGUCACUCUUAUGACUAGAUUUUUACAAGGUGUCAAAGAUUUCAAACCUACAGAAGAAAGAUUCAAAAUUUUCAAGGACAAGACUACUCAACAUCUAAAGAAUCUUCUCUACGAAGUGCCGUAUUCCCAAAUAUCUGGUGUUUAUAACUCUUUAAUCAACGAAAGAUCAUGGUCAGUAGAAGAGAAAUUGAAUGUAGUUGAACACAUUACAUUUGAGCAAUUACUUGCUUUUAUCCCUACUGUCUUUGAGGAGCUUUACUAUGAAACAUUAGUACACGGAAAUUUAAAAUUCGAAGAGGCCAUUGAGAUUGAAUCUCUGAUCAAUGACAUUCUCAUCACAAAUGAGAAUCACAAUAACUUACAAGUUAAGAAUAAUAGGUUAAGGUCAUAUUUCAUUCCAAAAGGUAAAACUUACAGGUUUGAGAAGGAAUUAAAAGAUAGCAAGAACGUGAAUUCAUGUAUCCAGCAUGUUACCCAAUUAGAUGUUUAUAACGAAGAAUUAUCUGCUUUGAGUGGAUUAUUUGCCCAAAUGAUUCAUGAACCAUGCUUCGAUACACUAAGAACAAAAGAGCAACUAGGUUAUGUAGUCUUUAGUUCAAGUUUGAAUAAUCAUGGUACUGCAAAUAUUAGAAUUUUGGUACAAUCUGAACAUACAACACCAUAUCUGGAAUGGAGAAUCGAGGAAUUCUACUCUAAAUUUGGCGCAAUUCUAAAAGACAUGUCAGAAGAAGAUUUUGAUAAACAUAAGGAUGCCCUAUGCAAGAGCUUGCUACAGAAGUAUAAGAAUAUGGGUGAAGAAAGCUCAAGAUACACUGCUGCCAUCUAUUUGGGUGAUUACAAUUUCACGCAUCGUCAAAAGAAGGCAAGACUAGUUAAAGCUUUGUCAAAAGAACAAUUAAUCGAAUUUUACGACAACUAUAUUGUAGGUGAAAAUGCUGCAAGAUUGGUUAUUCAUUUGAAAUCUGCGGUUGUCAGUAGUGAUUUAAGGGAAGAGGAGCUAGACUCUACCAAAUAUCCAAAGGGUAAACUGAUUGAAGAUGUAGGGAAAUUUAAAUCCGAAUUGUUUGUUGCUCCUGUACGUCAGCCGUUAAAGGAUUUUGAAGUAUAUAAACAAGAAAAUUAG